Parasteatoda tepidariorum (common house spider) is the source of this 2982-nucleotide messenger RNA. RefSeq names its product TBC1 domain family member 22 (gene Tbc1d22). The record is from RefSeq and is a predicted model, not a curated record. Gene Ontology annotation, biological process: activation of GTPase activity. Gene Ontology annotation, molecular function: GTPase activator activity. NCBI's taxonomy places the organism in Eukaryota, Metazoa, Arthropoda, Arachnida, Araneae, Theridiidae.
GAUUACAGUUACACUUUUGUUGUCUUGAUGAUAUGGAAAAUUAAAUACAAUCAAAUUUAUUGAUUACAACAUAAGUGUUUGUUUGUUUUGUACUAAAGUACAAAUUUUCUGUUUUAACCUAGCUGCUAACUUACAUUAUAUUUGUAUCCCAUAAAUUCUAGCCGGUGAUAUGACGUUUCGACUUCCUUUUCAUGAAUCUCAUUAAUGUACUUGACAAUUUUCAAGUGUGUUUCUAAUAUGAGCGAUUGUCAAUUUUUGCUUAAACAACAUGCAAAAUUACUAUGAUGUGUCACAUGAAAAAGCAGUUUCCUGGAAAAGAACGAACAACGUCCCUGGAAGACCUGUAUCUAGUUCCGUUCACAAUUUGCAGUUGACCUCAGAUUCAAAGAAUAUUAGUCCUAGAAAAAAUUCUUCAAAGACGAAACAUCGUAAAACGUCGUCUUCUAGUUCGUUUCAAGAAUUUCAAGAUAGUACUGAGGAUGCUUGGGACAUUGGGGAUGAUGAAUUUUGUUCAACAGCAGAUUUCCCUAUUCAUCCUAAAGUGGCAGAAUCCACAGCCAUAAAAGUAUUACAUAACCACAGUAAGGGAACUUCCAUUGGAUAUGAUUCUCCUGAUCUUCAAAAUGUUUCUCAAGAUGAGAAUCAUUCCUCCAACUUGAAUGACAGUCAUCAUCAUAGAAAGAAAGCUUCAUCGGAAAAUGCAAAGAUCCUUGCAAGUAACUCUCCAAGAUGUGAGGAAAAUUCCCAUAAAGAGGGUCACCACCAUGGUCCAGGAAUCGGGAUCCGCCAGACUCUCAAAAAACAGUCCUCCCUCUUUGGCACUCCAAACAUCUCCAACCUUGCUGGCUCCUCUACUGAGCGUGAAGCUGCUAGGAUUGAGGCAUUCAACAAACUGUUAAAUAGUCAAAACACUGAUUUGAAGGAGCUAAGGAAAUUAAGUUGGUCUGGUAUACCGGCUACAGUGCGACCAGUCACCUGGAAACUUUUGGCAGGCUAUUUACCAACAUGCUUUGAGAGACGCAAGCCCUUUCUUGAAAGAAGAAAAGCAGAUUAUUUGGCCUUUAUAAGUCGGUAUUAUGACAUGCGGGAUGAGGAAGGUCAUCACGAGACUUAUAGGCAGAUCCACAUAGACGUGCCCAGAAUGAGUCCGCUAGUUCCGUUGUUUCAACAAGACAUUGUACAGAAAGCAUUUGAAAGGAUACUCUACAUCCUGGCUAUUCGUCAUCCUGCCAGUGGCUAUGUUCAAGGAAUGAAUGAUCUGGUGACACCCUUUUUUGUUGUAUUCUUGCAAGACUACAUACCUACUGGUGCUGAUGUCGAAUGUUACGAUGUGAGCACCCUGGAUGAGGAUUAUCUUCAGCAGGUUGAAACAGACAGUUACUGGUGCAUGGCAAAGCUUCUCGAUGGAAUACAAGAUAACUAUACUUUCGCCCAACCAGGCAUUCAGAAGAAAGUUCACCUCUUGAAGGAGCUCAUACAAAGGAUUGAUGCUCCCCUUCACACCCACCUGAAGAAGCAUUCCAUUGAGUACCUGCAGUUUUCGUUCCGGUGGAUGAAUAACCUUCUCAUGAGAGAACUACCUCUCGCAUGCACCAUACGCCUCUGGGAUACAUAUCUGUCUGAAGCAAAUGGUUUUAGCAAUUUCCAUCUUUAUGUGUGUGCAGCAUUUCUCAUGUACUGGUCACGAGAGUUACUUCAAGAAAAAGAUUUCCAGGGUCUCAUGUUAACACUACAGAAUCUUCCGACCCUCCAUUGGGGUGACAAUGAGAUCAGCGUCCUCUUGGCAGAAGCCUACAGGCUGAAGUACAUGUUUGACGACGCGCCUAACCACUUGCAACCACGUGACGACUGAUCAUAUCAUGCCCUGUGGAGAAAGGGGAGAGUUAAUUUUGUUGUUGUUAUUGAAGAGUUUUGCUACUUUAUGUUUUUUCUGCGAAUCUCUCAUUUGUUUUUUUUUUAUAUAUAUAUAUACAUAUAUAAACUGUUGGUGUUGUUUAUGUAACCAUUUUGUAACAUGGAAAACAAUACAAAAAAAAAGAAAAAAAAUGUAUAGAAAUUUAUAUCAGUGCUGUCUUCACUCAUGUUAUACUUUUUUUCAUAUAUAAAAUAAUAUACAUAUUGUGAUCAUGUAUAGAUGUAUAUAAAAAAAUUAUUUAGAUCCUUAAGAGUUUUAUCUCUUUAUUUUUCAGUCCACUGCGAUACAUUCAUGAAAUAUUUUGGAAGAUUUUUAUUUUAUUUUUUCACUCUAGUAUUGCAAUUUAGAGUACUAAUAAUGAAAAUUAUUAUUAGUGAAAAAUUAAAAGGUUGAAUCAAAAAUAAAAUUGAAAUAGUUAAUUCUGGUAAUUGUAAAGAGUUAUAAAAAAAAUUAAAAAAACUUGCUGUGAAAUCCUGAUAGUAUAUUUGAAAUGUGAUUAUCUGAUGUUGCAUCAUUAAAAUUCAGUACCCUUUGAAAGUCUUUAUUUUAGGUUUAAGGUGCUUAAGAGUCCUUAUUUUUUCAUCAUCAGAAAAAAUGUGAAAAAAUAUCUUUUUAAAAAAAAAAAUCCCUUUAGUUAAGAUAGUUAUUAAUCAAAGGGGUGAUUGAAUCACGAGCCAGGUGGGGACACUAAGGGAAAGUAUACUAGCUCUUUGUGUUCCCGUUCACCUCCAGAAUUAACUUCAGAAGAUGAGGUAAUCUUUUCAACUUGGAAUUUGAAAAGUUGGUGUAGGCAGAAAGCCAGUGGAGAGAAAAGAGAGGAGUUUCCAACUAACCAUUUUUACAUUAUUUUGUAGAUUUCAUGAGUGAUUUUACAUUUGGGAAAGUAUUAUUAUUAAUUUUGUUAAAUUUUCAAUUCAAGUUAUUAGCUUGUUAGUUAAUGUUUGUUACAUUUAAGAAUUUUAUUUAUUUUUUUUGUUUUUGCAGCAAUUGUUCAUUUUUCUUGUUAUACACGUUAUCUCAUUUGUUACUACCAAUGAAGCUUUAUGGUAAAAAUAUUUUAAAUUUUC